GAAAGGCUUUGGAACCAUACACAACCAACAGAGUAUUAAGGUUGGAAAAGAGCUCUAACGCAUCCGCUCCAACCACCCACCUACCAACAAUACUGUCCCCAAAUAUGUGGGCAGGGUGGGACCCCCACACCGCCAAAAAAGCAGAACAGCAAAGCUUGACAGACAAAACAAAGAUGUGAACCCCUCUAUCUGCACCUGCGAGUGCCCCCCGCUCCCCACUGAGGCCCCAGCCCCUUGCUGAGGGCUCCACUGGCAUUCACGUCCCUCUCCCUUCACUUUGAAGGCUCUCUGCCCUUAUCAAACCAACGCAGAACCUCUGACACACAAUCUUUGCUCAACAGAGAGUUACUUAUUUGCAAAGAAAGAACGCUGGGAGGGUAACGCCCAUCGCCGCUCUGGUUGCUUGGCUGCCUGCCUGCCCUUGCGUGGCCCUCAGUUAUAACACAACUCGCCAGCAGACCAUUAAAAGCCCUGUGCCUGACACACUCAUGGAUUUCUUUAAGGUGUCCUAUGGGUCCCUCAGCCCCAUUAAUGGUCAUCAGAAGCUGUUGGUGACCGUUGGUGGCCCUGCCGCCAUCUUGCGCCCCUGAAGGAGGAUGCGGCCCAGGCUGCCCACCUCCUCGGUGCUGCUGCUGUGGGUCCUGAGCAGCACCAUGCCUGCUAUGGUGGGACCGUGGAUGUCCAUGGAGGUCCUUGUUGAGUGCGGACGGCGGCCGCUGAUGGACGGCAGCUCGGGAUCCAGGAUUGUGGGCGGCCACGAAGCCCCAUUGGGAGCGUGGCCGUGGGCCGUCAGCCUGCAGGUGCACCUCAUGGGGGUGGAAUUUGCCCACGUGUGCGGAGGAGCUUUGGUCAGUGAGAACUCCGUGCUCACCGCCGGUCACUGCACGACGGGACGGAUGGACCCGUAUUACUGGAGAGCUGUGCUGGGCACAGAUAGCCUUUGGAAACACAGCAGACAUGCAGCAAAAAGAAGCAUCACUCGAAUCUCCGUGCACCCCAAAUUCAACAAAGAGACAUUUGAAAACGACAUCGCGUUAUUUAAACUUCAUUCUGCUGUGCGCUACAGCGAUUACAUCCAACCCAUCUGCUUACCUCCUGCACACCCUCAGCUGUACCCUGACAAUGAAACAAAGUGUUUUAUCAGCGGCUGGGGACGCACAGCAGAAAAAGGCAAAAUCUCGUCUGUGCUGCAAGAGGCAGAAGUGGAAAUCAUUCCUUUUGGUGUCUGUAACAGCUCUGAUGCGUAUGGAGGUCUGAUCAACGCCAACAUGAUCUGUGCUGGCUCUCCAUCAGGAGGCGUUGAUUCUUGCCAGGGAGACAGCGGAGGGGCUUUGGCGUGCCGCCACCCCACGGCCAACAAAUACUACGUGCUGGGCAUCACCAGCUUUGGGCUCGGCUGCGGCCAUCCCAGAUUCCCAGGGAUCUACGUCCGAUUGCCUCCAUACAGAAGGUGGAUCAAAUCCCAACUUGUGCUGAGCAGCUCAGCCACAGCUCCUGCCAGCAGCGCCCUCCCCCUGACUGCCAUGGGGAUGGUGCUCCUGUACACCUCCUAAAGCAGCAUCAGCACAGCACAGCUGGGCCGGUCCGUUCAGCUCGUGUUCCACAAGGGGUCCUGGAGCAAUAAAAUGUUGUGUGCAUCCAACCUGCACGUGUAAGCAACACUUUAAAAAAAAAUCUGCAGUUGUGCCAUUUCUUGUCAAUGUAGGAACUACAGCAGGGUAACAACAGUAAAUACACGCAUCCAGAGGUAUUUUUUAAGGAUGUGAGGUUUCAAACUGUGAUAACCUCCCAUCUUUUCUGAGGUUACAUGAAUUCAUUACAUUAAAACUCAUUAGCGUACGUCACAAUGAUGACACCACGAAGACAAAGUGAUUAUCAAGUGUCUGUCAGAAGGAAGCAGUAAUUUAACAUCUCACCACCUGAUGCAGCGUGUUCUACCCUCACUUACAGGAAUGCUGAUGUGUCUCACUGACUAUCUUGGCAUUCUUACAACAAAACAAAAUUUCCUUGAGAGAAAUCGGUGGCUUUCUCUUGUGAAAAGCUCCUCCCAUGGACCUGCAUGGAGACUGCAAAUGUGAGAGUUUUAGGUUGAUGAGAGCAAUCCUAAAAGCGUGGAAUAUUACAUUAAAAACACUGCCCAGUGCUCCCAAAUGUGUGCAAUGCAUUUACCAUCUUUUCUGCCUUUGAUAUCUGUACUGAUAGGAGAAGAAGUGGUAACGACCUCGACCCUAAUAAUGAAAAUGAGUGUAGGAACUGCACCAGCUGCAAGUGUUUUUCCCUACCCUACUUCUAUGCUUUUCCAGCUGUCAGAAACGCAGGGACUAUGGAUCCAAGUUGAAGGAGGGAAGAUUUAGGUUGGAUGUUAGGGGGAAGUUCUUUACUAGGAGAG
Molecule: messenger RNA, 2389 nt
Organism: Lagopus muta (rock ptarmigan)
Lineage: Eukaryota; Metazoa; Chordata; Aves; Galliformes; Phasianidae
Gene: TMPRSS12
Product: transmembrane serine protease 12
Exons: 5
Coding region: 597-1553 (318 amino acids)
Biological process (GO): proteolysis
Molecular function (GO): serine-type endopeptidase activity
Source: RefSeq, a predicted model, not a curated record